AUGGCAUAUGAUAGAUACAUUGCCAUAUGUUACCCACUGCAGUACAGUACUGUGAUGACUAAUGCCCAUAUCAUGAGAAUAAUCACCAUUAAGAUUUAUGGGUUUGUCAACUUUAAUUUUCCCCCAACACUGAAUCCAAUCAUCUAUGGUUUGAAAACAAAGGAAAUUCCGAGAAAAGGUGUUGAACUUUUUAAAGAAUAG
This is a messenger RNA of Maylandia zebra (zebra mbuna), 201 nucleotides long. The record is from RefSeq and is a predicted model, not a curated record. NCBI's taxonomy places the organism in Eukaryota, Metazoa, Chordata, Actinopteri, Cichliformes, Cichlidae.